Messenger RNA from Planococcus citri (citrus mealybug), 1677 nucleotides. RefSeq lists its product as uncharacterized. The record is from RefSeq and is a predicted model, not a curated record. Bases 242 to 1531 code for a protein of 429 amino acids. The transcript is spliced from 4 exons. Lineage: Eukaryota; Metazoa; Arthropoda; Insecta; Hemiptera; Pseudococcidae.
UUUACUUGCAUUCGUUGAUUGCUUCGAAAUUCGGAAUUUUUCAACGAAUCCAGAAAAUAUGCCCACAGUAAACUGUGAACGAGUCGCAAUAAAUUACAAUUUUCUCCAAGCCUUGAACAUUAGAAGUGUCAAACGAGUUUUCUCGACCAUUCCACGAAUUCACUCUUUAUUGCAAUACAAAUUUCAGCAGUAUUGCGUUUCAACAUAGUUUUUGCUGCGUAAUCAUUCAAUUGAAGCAAACAUGAUGAAGUCUAUCACAAUAUUCGGAAUAGCCAUUUAUAUACUUCUGGGAGAAAAUCUCACAUCAGCCAACGACCAGCAAGCAGAUGAGGAAGACAUGAUUCCACCAGCUCUCACCUGCGUCGCAAUAGGAGACGCCGGAUGCGAUCGCAUGUGUAAGAUGGUAGGUCACAUCUACGCCACACCAGUCAAUCCGGCCAAAUGUAGCCCGAGUAACAUUUGCGAAUGUUCGAUGCGCGAACACAAAUUCCUCGACGAUCUUUGGGCAGAGAAAUUCACAUCGACCGAACUCAUGAACGAAAUCCACACCGAUAGAAAAGUCUACAGAGAAAUUCUCAAAAAAAUGAAAGCCACGCUGAAAACUAGAGAACAAAGCAAACAUGAUUUAGGAUGGUACUUGACUGCUGAUCAAUACGCUCGAUUACAAGUUAACGAUAACGUAGCCGAAAAUAUGAUCAAGUAUAACGGUCAUAAAAAAGAAUUCGAUCGCGAUAACAUCCGCGCAUAUGUAUCCAAAAGCCUAAGGUCAGAUCCACUCCAGCUGCCGGAGGAUUUCUGCUACAAAUCCAGGCUUUCCAACGCGUUGGAAAAUGUCGCCGAUGCGGAUACUGCCCAAUUCAUAAUUCACGACGUCCGUCAAACUGAAAACCCCACCUUAAACGAGAUCGUAGAUAACUUCAUAAACGAGAAAAGUAUACAAGAAGAUAAAAGUAUAGCCGAUUUGGAUGGUGAUGACGUCUUACCCGAUAUCUUGGAUUUGAUGAUCGUUAAUGAAUUCAUCUCACCGAGCCCUAUCCAGGAAGACAAUCAUACGAAUGCAAUAAACGAGUCGACUCCCUCGAGCGACUCGGACCCGUGGGAUUUACCCAAUCUUGACAUAGCAUCAGUGCAGGAAUUUGACGACGGUUACAAAUGCUGGACAAAUGAGGUACCCGAAUACAGCGUCUGUCAAUUCAAAGCGGUCUGGGGAGAACAUCAUAUAGAGUGGAAAAAGGGUAAAGUUUCGAUUGACAUUUCUACCUAUAAUACAGGCAGAGUAACUCAGAAAUGGAAAUUCGAAGACGGAGUGAAUAUUUCACUCGUCAGGCAAUCGAAUGGCAAUCUCGAACAGACUUGGAGUUUCGGUCCACAUAAUCAGCUCAAGUAUGUGAGAAAUGGUGACGUCGUCGACGAAAAAUGGUCGUAUGAUAACAAGGAUGAAGAAUCCUUGACCAAGUAUAAGUCAAUUAUCAAAUCGUGGUGCGAUAAAAAUCGCUUAUUUAUUGAAGAAAAAUCUUGCGUUAUUUACUAAUUUUACACGAAUAGGUAUUGAAAAAUAACUCUUUUUAUAAAUUAUACGUAUUUGGGUAGGUCGAUAGCCACACCAGGUAGACGAAAGUCGACUUUGUAUUUUUUAGCAUUAGUUUUUAAGGAAUAAUAAAAAAAUGGUGCAAAUGA